Molecule: messenger RNA, 873 nt
Organism: Physella acuta
Lineage: Eukaryota; Metazoa; Mollusca; Gastropoda; Physidae
Biological process (GO): N-acylphosphatidylethanolamine metabolic process
Cellular component (GO): cytoplasm
Molecular function (GO): A2-type glycerophospholipase activity; glycerophospholipid phospholipase A1 activity
Source: RefSeq, a predicted model, not a curated record
AGCUACACAAUAUAAAACAGGAUGUGACGAAAUUAAUAAUAUCAUUUUCCUAGAAAAUACCAAAAACGUUCAAGUGAUUAAAAGUAAGCUCAUGUAUAUUAUGUAAACAGAUAUUCAAACAGCUACAUCCUGAUUCGCUUCUGUGUUCAUUUAUCUUUUUCACGUUAAAGGCGUUCGCUUGGUGUGUGAGGUAGAUUGACGAGGAGCCACAUUGGUGUUAACAGCCUUUUAUUUACAGACAGCCAUGAUGCCAAGAGAGAGGAAGGAAGUGGCCAGAGACAACUAUAUAUAGAUAACAACAUACAGCCAUGAUGCCAAGAGAGAGGAAGGAAGUGGCCAGAGACAACUAUAUAUAGAUAACAACAUCACAAAAAUAGCCUCAAGGAUAUUACAUCGCCACGGUGUUUAUCAGAUAAUUUGGCCAUUAAAAAAGAGGAUUGCUCUAUUCUUGCAUAUAUUAGAAAAGCUGAACUAGACAAAAUGAACAAAACAAAAACAUCCAUCUUGAUUGAAUCGAUGCUAAAAGAAUACGGUGAAAUAAUAGAGGAGGAUUUCUUUAAUGUUGCAGGUAACAGCAAAGCUGAGCUAGGCAAUUUGAAUGAAAAAUCACCCUAUAGCCCAGAAGAAAUUGUGAAAAGAGCUAGAUCCAGAAUUGGUUCAUAUGUGUACAAUGUUUUAAAAUACAACUCCGAACAUUUCGUAAUGGAAGUAAAGUACAAUGAGGCGAAUAGCAAACAGGCUAAAAAAUGGUUAAAGAAACUGGGAGAUCCGUGGACCAAUUAGCUACGAAGAAGCAAAGUUAAUAUAUGUGUUUUUUAAUAUUGUGUAUAUUAUAUAAUUAAACUUACUACUGAAACUUGACAAAUUCGUCGA